Molecule: messenger RNA, 1509 nt
Organism: Priceomyces carsonii
Lineage: Eukaryota; Fungi; Ascomycota; Pichiomycetes; Serinales; Debaryomycetaceae
Gene: SEC9
Product: Sec9p
Exons: 1
Coding region: 1-1509 (502 amino acids)
Biological process (GO): vesicle fusion; exocytosis
Cellular component (GO): plasma membrane; SNARE complex
Molecular function (GO): syntaxin binding; SNAP receptor activity
Source: RefSeq, a predicted model, not a curated record
AUGGGUAUCAGAAAGAUAUUUCAGAAAAAGGAUCCCACUGAACAAGAGUUAAGAGAUGACUUAAAUAAGGUAGGUAUUGCUACGAAAUCUACGAAUGGAAGACAAGAAAAAUUUAGUGCAUUCAAACAGUAUGCUCAGGAAAGACACAAUAUGAAGCCAGGUCUAGCACCGGUAAAUCCUUAUGCGAAUAUGAACAGCGGUGAGGGCGGAAAUGACAACCCCUAUGCUGAACAGGAGAAUGGAAAUGCAGAGAACCCUCGCAGUGGCUCCAGCCAUUCGGUGCAAUCUUCCAGCGGAUCAGAUCCUUACAGUAAGCGCUCGCUGGCCCCGAAUCCCUAUAGUUCUCAUACUUCAGUGGGCUCUCCUUAUGCUAGAGAUUCUCAGUCAUUAAACCCCUAUGCUCCAAAUAGCCAAGCUCUGGCUCGAUCAAGCUCCUCGAUAAAUGAUAAUCAACUGAUCUCAUCUUCUGUUAACCCAUAUGCUUCGACAAGAACGGGUAGACAGACUAAUUUUGACAGCCAGUCGGUUGAUCCGUAUAACAGAGGUGGCUCGAAGAUAACAAGAGAAAACACUAGAGACACUACUCAAGAGAGUAUUAAAACAUCUAAGCAAAGUGCUCCUAGGAGAGCUAGAGACUUUGAUGAAGAAACUCUAGAUCUUAACGAGAUUCCAUCGAAUCCAAUGUUUGCUCUGAAGAAGCCAAUCAGGAGGCAUCAAACGAGAGACGAUGAAACCCUUGAUCUUAACGAUGUACCAGAGGAAGAUGACUUAAACGUUGAUCUUGAUGACUUGCCUGAAGAGGAACAAGUAAAUUCAGAAGAUGAAGAAAUUGAAGCAAUUAAGCAAGAUAUUAGGUUUGUAAAACAAGAAUCCCUUGCUCUGACGCGAAAUACAUUAAGAAUGGCUCAGGAAGCUGAUGCCUCGGGUUCCAAUACUCUUGGAAUGUUAGGCUCACAAUCAGAGAGGCUUUAUAACGCGGAGCAGAAUUUGCUUUUAGCUGAUACACAAACUCAAAUUGCAGAUGAGAAAGUUAGAGAAUUAAAGAGAUUGAAUAGACUGAUAUUUAUUCCCGCUUAUGGAAAUCCCUUCAACAAGAAAUCUAGACUAGCUCAGCGGGAAGAAAAAAUUAAAAACUCGAAAGCUCAAGAAAAGUACUUGCGUGAAACAAAUAGAAAAAAUAUGUAUGAUAGCGAGCAAAGAAUUAAACAAGGAAUUACUCAAAAUGCUACAAGCUCCGAUGUCCACCAAAAAUAUCAGGGAGAGAGGGAUUUGCAAGCUGCUCAGAGAUAUCAGUUUGAGAAUGAUUCCGAAGAUGAUGAAAUUGAAAAGGAAUUAGCAAGUAAUUUGGACCAAAUUGGUUUAUAUGCCAAGAAGCUAAAGAGCUCUGCAAACACUAUGGGCCAGGAAGUUGAUAGCCAGAACUCAAGGUUGAGGCAGAUUGAAGAAGAUACUGAUAGACUUGACAUAAAUGUGCACAUGAAUAAUACUAGAUUGAGCAAUAUCCAUUAG